Molecule: messenger RNA, 633 nt
Organism: Lycium ferocissimum
Lineage: Eukaryota; Viridiplantae; Streptophyta; Magnoliopsida; Solanales; Solanaceae
Product: F-box protein At5g07610-like
Exons: 1
Coding region: 1-633 (210 amino acids)
Source: RefSeq, a predicted model, not a curated record
AUGAUGUGGAGAGCCUCUGGUCCAUAUUUUCCUAGACGUUACGAUAUAAGUUUCAAACAUGGUCUAGUUUACUGGAAUGGAGCCAUUUAUGUGUCAUGUAAAGAACGUUUCAACGUGGAACAAGAGAAGUUUGAAGAAUUUCCUGAUUUCAUUAAUGGACGAGGUUCGGAUGAAGAGGAUCAUAGGAUUGUCUAUUUUGGGGAGUCUUAUGGACAUUUUCACUUGCUCCAAGUGAAUCACCAGAAACUAACUUUGUACAACUUUUAUGAGAUGAAACAUGAUGGUACAGGGUGGUUCUUGAAAUCCGAGGUGAAUGUUGAAGCUGUUGUGUUGUCAUUUCCUCAGAUAAUUCGACGUUACCUUCAGACAACAGAUUUUCAUUACCAUGCCAUGGCUGUGCUUAAUGUCGUAAGGGGAGAGAAAGAGGAGCAUUCGUUCUUGGUCUUUCACAUUCCUGAAAUGUCCAUACUACGUUACAAUCUAGUGGAUAAGUCAUUCUAUAUGCUCUGCGAUUUUGAAAGUGGUCAUAAUAAUGGUGGCAUUAAUGAGGAAUUUGAUGAAGAACUUGCCAUAUGUCUGCAUUUUAAUAGAUCAAGCACUUACCAAUACAUUGAAUCUGCCUAUUUUUGGUAA